GCUAAGAGUCGAUGAAAUAAUACUGAUCCGAUAUAACCCACAUGCUGGUGAUAUGAAUUCCGAUUCGGAAUACUCCGAUGAGGAUCACGGUGACUCACAUCGCUCGCUUCACAGUCACAAUCCCUCGUCAUUUAUGAGUUGCGGGACCUGUGACAGCGACGAGGAUACCUGCACGGAAAUCGCAUUGCCGGAAAGUCCCAAUGGAAAUCCCGAGGCGGAUGACUUUGUCUACAAGGUCCUUUCGGUCGAUCAGAUCGUUCAGCACCAGCGCAACAUCAUCGAUGAGGUGAACAAUGUCUUGAAUUUAUCACCGCAGGUCACGAGGAUAAUCCUCAAUCACUUUAAAUGGGACAAAGAGCGUUUGUUUGAGAACUAUUUCGAGAGCAGUUCAAAGGAUUUUUUCCAGCGUGCCCAUGUGGUGAAUCCUUUCGAGCAGCGAAGUGAACUGGAUUUGAGGGAUAGCACAUCGCAAACAGUGCGGCCAUCCCGCUCCUCGCAGGAAUUCUGUGGCAUUUGCUUUGCUCCUUGCGAUGAGUUGAAGGGUUUGGGCUGUGGUCACAGUUUUUGCGCCGCCUGCUGGAAACAAUAUUUGGCCAAUAAAACGUGUAGCGAGGGAUUGGCCCAUACGAUAACGUGUCCCGCUUCCAAUUGCGAUAUCCUCGUGGACUAUGUGUCCUUUCUGAAGCUCUCCGAUGAUCCGGAGGUUAUAGAGAGAUAUCAACAGCUCAUAACCAACACCUUUGUGGAGUGCAAUAUGCUAAUGAGAUGGUGCCCGGCUCCCAAUUGCACUCAUGCCAUUAAGGCCAAUUGCGCGGAGGCUCGAGCUGUUCACUGCAAAUGUGGCCAUCAAUUUUGCUUUGCAUGUGGCGAAAAUUGGCAUGAACCGGCCAGCUGUAGUUGGCUUAAGAAGUGGCUGAAGAAAUGUCUCGAGGAUUCGGAGACCUCCAAUUGGAUUGCCCAGAACACGAAAGAGUGUCCCCGUUGCAAUGUGACGAUUGAAAAGGAUGGCGGAUGCAAUCACAUGGUGUGCAAGAACCCAUCCUGCAGAUAUGACUUCUGCUGGGUUUGUUUGGGUCCUUGGGAGCCACACGGUUCGUCCUGGUACAGUUGCAAUCGAUUCGACGAGGAGGAGGCCAAACAGGCGAGAUUGGCCCAGCAGAGAUAUCGCUCCUCGAUGGCUAGAUAUCUGCACUACUACAACCGAUAUAUGAACCACAUGCAGAGCAUGCGAAUGGAGCACAAAUUGUAUGCCAGUGUACAGGCCAAAAUGGAUGACAUGCAGGAGGAGAUGAGCUGGAUUGAGGUGCAGUUUCUGCGGAAUGCCGUCGAUGUUCUAUGCCAAUGCCGAUCCACUCUGAUGUACAGCUACGUUUUCGCUUUUUACCUGAUGAACAACAAUCAGAAGAUCAUAUUCGAGCAUAAUCAAAGGGACAUGGAAAUGGCCACCGAGAAGAUAUCAGAGUGUUUGGAGCGAGAGAUCACUGUGGCAAAUCUCUACGAAAUCAAACAGAAGGUCCUCGACCUAUCACACUACUGCCAAAAGCGACGACAUGUACUUCUUUGCCACGUGAGAGAGGGCAACGAAAAGGAUUGGUGGGAGUUCAUCGAGGAGACCUCCACAUAAUCCCCAAAAUAAUACACCUUCUAUAUUCUGGCAUUCUGGCAACACAUAGAAAUAGAAAGCAAUGCGGACAUUUCACUGAAGACUUUUAUUUAACACACACUACAUGACCCAUUUCGGAUUCCUCUCUGGUUGGAUUGAUUUCAGUCGAUUCGACCAUGAGCCCCCAAAAUUCUACAGUCGUUAAGCAGCUAUAGAAGGAAAUAUAAAAAUGAAUCAUUCAUUA
Drosophila rhopaloa is the source of this 1847-nucleotide messenger RNA. RefSeq names its product E3 ubiquitin-protein ligase ariadne-1. The coding region runs from base 53 to 1624 and encodes 523 amino acids. The transcript has a single exon. The record is from RefSeq and is a predicted model, not a curated record. Gene Ontology annotation, molecular function: zinc ion binding; ubiquitin conjugating enzyme binding; ubiquitin protein ligase activity. Gene Ontology annotation, biological process: positive regulation of proteasomal ubiquitin-dependent protein catabolic process; protein polyubiquitination; ubiquitin-dependent protein catabolic process. Lineage: Eukaryota; Metazoa; Arthropoda; Insecta; Diptera; Drosophilidae. Gene Ontology annotation, cellular component: nucleus; cytoplasm; ubiquitin ligase complex.